Molecule: messenger RNA, 1387 nt
Organism: Tarenaya hassleriana
Lineage: Eukaryota; Viridiplantae; Streptophyta; Magnoliopsida; Brassicales; Cleomaceae
Exons: 3
Coding region: 89-1216 (375 amino acids)
Source: RefSeq, a predicted model, not a curated record
UGAUGACUUUUCCUCUGGUUUCUUGCGUUACAUAAAGAGCCUGCAAAAACAGAGUAAGAAACCAAACAGAACCUCAAACCUCAACAGCAUGGACCCUUCUUCUUCUUCUUCGUCUUCUUCCUCUUCCUCCUCUUCUUCUUCUUCUUGCUGUAAGAUUCAGGAUUUGGGUAAUGGGAUCGGACAAAAGAAGGUGAUAAGAGUCCUGGUCUUGUUUCUGGGUUUGACCGCUUCGUGUCUGGUUCUGUACAAAGCAGCUUCUCCUCUGCAACGGAUCGACGUUAAAGACUUCAGCUCUUUGCUCAGUAACGAAUCCUCUGUUUCUAAAAUCACCAACUCCUCAUCUUCCCCUGAAACAAAAAAAACAGUAACCAGUUUCAGACAAGUUCUUGAGAACGCGUCGACGGAGAACAGGACGGUGAUCAUAACUACAUUGAACCAAGCAUGGGCCGAACCGAACUCCCUGUUCGAUCUCUUCCUGGAAAGUUUUCGGAUCGGACAAGGAACACAGAAGCUUCUGAGACAUGUCGUGGUGGUUUGCUUGGAUCCCAAGUCAUUCGCCCGAUGCUCAGAGCUUCACCGGAACUGUUACCAACUGGUGACGGCGGGAACCGAUUUUUCCGGCGAGAAAGUGUACAUGACUCCUGAUUACCUCAAGAUGAUGUGGCGGCGUAUCAGGCUUCUUACCGAGGUUCUCGAGAUGGGAUUUAACUUCAUCUUCACGGAUGCUGAUAUAAUGUGGCUUCGAGAUCCAUUCCCAAGGCUAUACCCAGAUGGAGAUUUUCAGAUGGCAUGUGACAGAUUCUUCGGCGACCCUUACGAUUCAGACAACUGGGUCAAUGGAGGGUUCACCUACGUGAAAUCUAACAACAGAACGGUUCAGUUCUACAAGUUCUGGUACAGAUCGAGGCUGAACUAUCCAGGGUUACACGAUCAAGACGUGUUCAACAGGAUCAAACACGAUCCCGCCGUUUCCGAGAUGGGAGUCCGGAUGAGGUUCUACGACACUGUCUACUUCGGUGGGUUUUGUCAGACGAGCAGAGACAUGAACUUGGUCUGUACGAUGCAUGCGAACUGCUGCAUCGGUCUGGAGAACAAGCUCCAUGAUCUGAAUCUCGUUCUUGAUGACUGGAGAAAGUACCUGUCUUUGUCGGCGGCCGUCAAUGGGAAGAAUCCUCAGAACACGACGUGGAGUGCUCCUAAGAAGUGUAAUGAUUAGGAAGUGGGGGAUCUUGGGUCUCGUUGUUUGGAUCGAGAAAGUGGUAAAUCCAAAACACAGAUGAUUGGUUUCUUGAGUUACAAGGAAACGGUUCUGUUUCUCAAGGAUACUAUGGGAAUAUAAUAUCCACGUCCUGUUAAUUUUUUUAAUAAAAAAUAAAAAUCUAUCCUA